GCAUCAUUGUGUAGAGACCAAUAGUCUUACUCAUUUACAAUGUGUUUAUAGUGAAAAAAAUUGUAAUUUAGUGUUAUUUAAAAAAUUAUAAACUUUGCAGAAUUUAUAGUAUCUGCAAAAGGAAAUGGUUUUGCAUCAAAGCAUUGUUUUAGUAAAAUAAAGUAAUCGUUUAGCCGUCACUUAAAAUAUAUAUACCUUGCAAAGGGCAACAUGAUAUAUUUUAUAUAAUUAUAACGAUAAUAUAACUACAAUGAGUUCCCGUUAUCCUCUAUACACCGUCGAGGUGGGAGAUACAAAAUUUACUAUUUUGAAUCGGUAUCAAAAUUUGAAGCCUAUUGGUUCAGGUGCUCAAGGAAUAGUGUGUGCCGCUUACGAUACCGUCACAGAACAAAAUGUAGCAAUUAAGAAGUUAUCGCGACCAUUCCAAAAUGUAACACAUGCAAAAAGAGCUUACAGAGAGUUUAAGCUUAUGAAAUUAGUAAAUCAUAAAAAUAUAAUUGGAUUACUUAAUGCAUUUACACCUCAGCGUAAUUUGGAAGAGUUUCAAGAUGUUUAUCUUGUGAUGGAAUUAAUGGACGCAAAUUUAUGUCAAGUAAUCCAAAUGGAUUUAGAUCAUGACAGAAUGUCAUACUUGCUUUAUCAAAUGCUUUGUGGAAUUAAACAUUUACAUUCUGCUGGAAUAAUUCACAGGGAUUUGAAGCCAUCGAAUAUUGUCGUUAAAGCAGAUUGUACUCUCAAAAUACUAGACUUUGGUCUGGCACGUACUGCUGGAACAACUUUUAUGAUGACGCCAUAUGUAGUAACGCGAUACUAUCGUGCUCCUGAAGUUAUUUUAGGAAUGGGGUAUACCGAAAAUGUUGAUAUUUGGUCAGUAGGAUGUAUUAUGGGUGAAAUGAUACGUGGUGGCGUUCUAUUUCCUGGCACCGAUCAUAUUGAUCAGUGGAAUAAGAUUAUAGAACAAUUGGGUACACCAUCCACAUCGUUUAUGCAACGCCUGCAGCCAACAGUACGUAAUUAUGUUGAGAACAGACCACGAUAUUCUGGUUAUUCGUUUGAUAGGCUAUUUCCGGAUGUUUUAUUUCCUAGCGAUAAUAAUGAACAAAGCAGACGAAAAGCUUCUGAAGCAAGAGAUCUUUUAAGCCGUAUGCUUGUUAUAGAUCCAGAGCAACGUAUCUCAGUAGAAGAAGCACUUCUUCAUAGCUAUAUUAACGUUUGGUAUGAUGCUGAAGAAGUUAAUGCGCCUGCACCUGAGCCAUACGAUCAUAGCGUAGACGAAAGAGAACACUCAGUAGAACAAUGGAAAGAACUUAUAUAUAAAGAAGUAAUGGACUACGAAGCACACAAUACAAAUUUACCAAUAAAUAAUGCUCGGUAGAGUGAAAAAAUUUAUUUUUUCAGUGUAACAAAUACCACAUAGUUCAGCUUCUAGCAACUUUUAAUGUAUAUAAAAAUAUAAGAACAAUAAAAGCAUUAAAUAAAAUCUAAGAGAAGUGCAUGUUUAGUUUUAACGUUUCAAAACUAAUUCGGUGCAAAAUAUAAAAAAAU
Molecule: messenger RNA, 1545 nt
Organism: Teleopsis dalmanni
Lineage: Eukaryota; Metazoa; Arthropoda; Insecta; Diptera; Diopsidae
Gene: bsk
Product: stress-activated protein kinase JNK
Exons: 7
Coding region: 251-1375 (374 amino acids)
Biological process (GO): JNK cascade; protein phosphorylation
Cellular component (GO): nucleus; cytoplasm
Molecular function (GO): JUN kinase activity; ATP binding
Source: RefSeq, a predicted model, not a curated record